AUGGGAGCUCCGGCCUCUGCCGGGGCGACCUCGACGGCCGCGGAAAGCCAGCAGACUCGGUCCUCGAGCACUCAUCCGUCGCACUCCCACAACGUGCCCCUGAGCGCUCGCAGGUCCACACCUCUUGACUUGUCCACCGUGGAACGACGUGGACAACCCAACAACCCCAGAGAGCCAUCCAAGCGCAUUCGUCCUCAUGGUAUCCCAGAAGCCCCGACUUUCCGUCCAACGGAGGAAGAAUUCAAAGAUCCGGUGGCCUACAUUCAGAAGAUCGCCCCAGAGGGAAAAAAGUAUGGAAUUUGCCGAGUGGUUCCACCAGAGGGCUGGCAACCGACUUUCGCAAUCGAUACAGAGCGAUUUCACUUCAAGACCCGUCGACAAGAGCUCAAUUCGGUCGAAGGAGGAAACCGCGCGAACAUGAACUACGUCGAUGGACUUGCCAUGUUCCACAAACAGCAUGGCACUAACUACAGCCGACUACCCAGCGUGGACAAGCGACCCUUAGAUCUCUACAAACUCAAAAAGGCAGUAGAGAGUCGUGGUGGGUUCGAAUCCGUAUGCAAGACGAAAAAAUGGGCAGAAAUCGGUCGUGAUCUUGGAUACAGCGGCAAGAUAAUGUCUUCUUUGUCCACUUCGCUCAAGAACUCCUACCAGCGCUACCUGCAGCCGUAUGAGGAGUACUUGGCCCGGGCCAAGCCCGGUGUCCAACAACAGCUUGAGCUCGAGCACGGUGGUCCAUACACCCCUUCGCCUCUACAAUCCCCCUUGACUCACAAGCCCAUGAUGGACGAAAAUGGCACGCCUUCUAAAGUCCCGGCCGCAGGCUUUACUUCCGUCAACUCCGGACUCGGUGGCUUUACCGCUGUCAACCACUCCCCUUUCACCCCCGUGAACAACGGCCCGCCAAUCAAGCGGGAAGGAGAGAAUGGCACGUUGACACCCAAGGUCCCUUCCGAGCAUGCUUUCGUUUCGACUCCUGUACACAGUCAAGAUGAGGAGUCUCUGAAGCGUGCCAUCAGCCGCGAGGACAGUUCUCAGUGCGAAAAUGGCGAUGACGAUGAUGGAAGCGGGCGACGCAGCAAGCGUCUCAAGAAAGAUUCCCUCCCAACGGUUGCGGGUUCUCAUAUGUCCCUUCUUCGCCCAGCGCCGGUCAAAUCGCGCAAGGAUGGCUCCCAGACAGCUGGAGAGGUAGGCGGAGGUUCGUGUCAGCGUUUGAUUCAUAUACUGAUUCAGGAACAGAAGUGCGAGACUUGUGGCAAAUCGGAUGAUCAAGGGAUGAUUCUUGUAUGCGACGGUUGCGAGCUUGGAUAUCACAAAGCGUGUCUCGAUCCAUCCACCACCACACCAUCGGAGCACGAUUGGCACUGCCCCAAGUGUUUAGUCGGCACAGGGGAAUUCGGAUUUGAAGACGGCGGUGUUUACUCACUUAAACAGUUCCAAGAGAAGGCUAACGAGUUCAAGAAGAAGUAUUUCGCUUCCAAAAUGCCCUUCGACCCGGUUCUCAACACACAUCGGCGCGAAACCGAAGACGACGUGGAGGCCGAAUUCUGGAAGCUUGUUGUUGAUCUGCAUGAGACCGUUGAAGUCGAGUACGGCGCGGACAUCCAUUCAACCACGCAUGGAAGUGGAUUCCCAACUAUCGAGCGGAAUCCCCUUGACCCAUUUUCUUCAGAUCCAUGGAACCUGAACGUGCUUCCAUUCUAUGGAGACUCGCUCUUCCGUUAUAUCAAGUCCGAUAUCUCUGGCAUGACCGUUCCUUGGGUCUAUGUGGGCAUGUGUUUCUCCACUUUCUGCUGGCAUAAUGAGGAUCACUAUGCUUAUUCAGCCAAUUACCAACACUUCGGUGCUACCAAGACGUGGUAUGGAAUCCCAGGUGCCGACGCAGAAGCCUUUGAGGCGGCCAUGCGGGAUGCGGUUCCCGAACUUUUCGAAGGCCAGCCCGAUCUUCUUUUCCAGCUUGUCACCCUGAUGCCACCAGACAAGCUUCGCAAAGCCGGCGUCAACGUUUAUGCGGUGGAUCAGCGAGCUGGCCAAUUUGUGCUCACGUUCCCACAAGCAUACCAUGCCGGCUUCAACCAUGGCUUUAAUUUCAAUGAAGCGGUCAACUUCGCGCCUACAGACUGGGAGCCAUACGGUGCAGCAGGUGUUGAACGUCUUCAGAACUUCCGCAGGCACCCGUGUUUCUCCCAUGAUGAAUUGCUUCUUACUGCUGCUGCACGUGAUGCUUCUAUUGCCACUGCGAAAUGGCUUGCGCCAGCAUUAGCAAGAACCUGCGCUCGUGAACUGGGUGAGCGGGCUGCUUUCCUGUACCGACAAAAGGAAGUGUCUGCCCAUACCCCAGGCUUUGGUCCAGACUCCAUGACAGACGAUGCGCAGCCGAGAUUCGUAGUUGAGAAUGAAGACCUUCCCGAGGAUGAUUACCAAUGUCAACAUUGCAAGGCCUACGCUUACCUCACUCAGUUCCGUUGUCACAAAUCAGGCAAAACUGUCUGUUUGUCGCACGUGGACACCUAUGACUGUUGUGGCGAAACUUUUGCUCAGAAGUUGUGCGGCCCAGGACAUACCCUCCGUUAUCGCAUGAGUGAUAAUGAAUUGCAGGGGCUUGUGCAGAAAGUCCAAGAACGGGCCAGAAUCCCCGAGGCAUGGUCUGAAAAGCUCGACAAAACCCUGGAGGAUGAACCGAAGCCCCAGCUUAAGGCCCUUCAUAACUUGCUCAAUGAAGGUGAGAAAAUCCCAUACCACUUGCCAGGCCUUCAAGAUCUUGCGGCCUUCGUCCAGCGUUGCGAUAAAUGGGUUGAAGAAGCCAACAACUACAUUACCCGGAAGCAGCAGAACCGGAGAAAAAACGAGAAGGCUUGGCGCAGAGGAAGCACCAAGGCAGCGCAGCUGGACGAUCGCGAUCGCGAAGUCCGCAGAAUUGAACAUAUCUACGCCCUUCAGGCAGAGGCUGAUAAACUUUCGUUCGACUGUCCACAGAUGGCGGCGUUGGAAGAGAAAACCCGCGAAAUCGAGAAAUUCCAACAGGAUAUUAAUAAUGCCCUCAUGCACCCGCACACCCGGCCUCUCCAGGAGAUUGAAGAACUUAUCGAACGCGGCAAAAACUUCAACGUGGAAGUCCCGGAACUGGAACACCUAGAGCAAGUUUCCCGCCAAAUCAAAUGGAUUGAACAAGCUGCGCGCAAACGAGACCAGUACAUGACCCUUACUGAUUGCCGGGAACUUGUCGCUAGUGCGGAGCAGCUCGGCCUCUCCGAUACCAAUGAACACUUAGUUCAUUUCAAGGAGCUUGCUCGCCACGGUGAUGCGUGGGAAAUGAAAGCCAAGGAAUUAAUGUCUGUUGAAGCCGUUCACUAUCAGCAACUAGAAGCUCUCUCUGCGCAGGCGUCUCGUUUCCCAGUUUCACCUGAUACUCUGGCAGCAGUCGAUGCCAUAUUGACCAAGCAGCGUGAGGCGCAGAAACGGAUCCAGACUCUGUAUGAAAAGAGCAAGGAUGUGGAAAUGAAGAAUCGGCCUAAGUACAAGGAUAUCCGUGACCUCAUGGAAUCUCUUGAGCAUUUGACGAGUCGACCCAUCGGGGCGAUCGACUUGGAACGUGAACAAAAGCGCCAUGAAGACUGGAUGAGAAAAGGGAAAAAGCUAUUUGGCAAGGCGAACGCUCCUCUUCAUAUUCUGAGAUCCCAUAUGGAAUACGUCGAGAAGCGGAACUCGUACUGCUUCGACCUGGAGGACAGUUACCGACCGCCUGUGGAGCCUUCGUCUCGAGACAAUUCGCCCGAAGGUUUGCUUGAGAAUCCUGGCAAUCCCAAUAACAUGUGGGGUCCAAAAUCACGAAAGCGAGAUGUGUUCUGUAUUUGCAGGCACUCUGAAGCAGGAAUGAUGAUUGAAUGUGAAGUUUGUCACGAAUGGUACCAUGGCAAAUGUUUGAAGAUUGCUCGGGGAAAAGUGAAGGAAUUCGACAAGUAUACCUGCCCUAUCUGCGAUUGGCGUCAAAAGAUUCCGCGCGAUGCUGCUCGUCCCAAGCUUGAGGACCUGCAAGAUUGGCACGCGGAGAUCGCAACUUUGCCUUUCCAGCCCGAGGAAGAAGAAGUUCUCGAGAGUAUCAUCAAUCAAGCGACAGCCUUCCGUGAUUUCCUGCAUGGCUUCACUAAUGCCGCCUGCACAACGACCGAGGAAGUGCCUACUUUGAUAUUCUACCUCCGCAAAAUCGAGGGCGCCGAAGUUCUCCUCACCUUUGAGACGAAUUUCUUCCGGCAGGAGAUACACAAAUGGGCGCCCGUCGCACCGGAACCUCCUCCAAUUCUUGAGCAAUCUCUGUCAACACGAAAGCCGCGACCGACCAAGCAACAGAAAAUAAUGGCCCAACUUGGGGUGAAUCGUCCAGAAGAUCUCCCGGAGCAUCUUCGCCCGAAGCAUAUCGGCGUAACCAAACGGAAAUCUGUUGAUGCUCAAUCCCAGUCGGUUCCUGGUCAGCCUGCAUCCAUGCAACCAGCGCCACCGACUUCUAGUAGCGGACAACCUCCUAGCACAGGUCCGACGUUGGCUCAGAUGGCAGAUCCGAACACUGCACCAUACCCCUUCUCUGCGAACUAUUCUUUGCCUGCAAGCGAUUCUACUCCCGCGUUUGCACCUACCUCAUCCUCGGCUUUCCUCCCCCACGCAGCCGCUUCUCAGUCCCCCUCAUUCCUACCACGCUCCCCUCCCCAGCCAGACCUGGAACCCUCCCUUUUCAGCCCUCCACGCUUUGGUCAUGAACCUCAGUUCGCGAGCAGCAGCCCUCGUCAGAACCUGGAUGACGUAUUCGCAGACUUGACCAACCAAGAAAUUGACCCUGAAGCUGAGAACCAGGCAAUGGACAAUACUCAUGCUAACGAGGCCCUGGAGGCCCUCGUGGUCAGCAAUGGUAGUAGUCGUCCAGCCUCUGUUCAAGGGGAAUUGACUCAAAAUGGUGAACCUGGUGAACCGCAAGGUGAGCCCAAAGUUGACGGCACUAAUGGGGACCUUGAGGACGAGGAACUUUGA
This is a messenger RNA of Penicillium concentricum, 5019 nucleotides long. RefSeq lists its product as uncharacterized. Gene Ontology annotation, cellular component: nucleus. NCBI's taxonomy places the organism in Eukaryota, Fungi, Ascomycota, Eurotiomycetes, Eurotiales, Aspergillaceae. The record is from RefSeq and is a predicted model, not a curated record. Bases 1 to 5019 code for a protein of 1672 amino acids. Gene Ontology annotation, biological process: chromatin remodeling. The transcript has 6 exons. Gene Ontology annotation, molecular function: DNA binding; histone demethylase activity.